This is a messenger RNA of Didymodactylos carnosus, 3165 nucleotides long. The record is from the annotation of a GenBank genome assembly. Lineage: Eukaryota; Metazoa; Rotifera; Eurotatoria; Philodinida; Philodinidae.
AUGCAAUCGUCUCGUGCAGUUCUUGCCUCAUCAUCGUCCCAAACAAAUCCAUUUCCACUAUCAUUAGAGAACGUUUCACCGGUGCCACUGAAAUCGUCCGAUUCUAUUUCACCUUUCAACAAUACUUUCAAGUUGUUUGAACAAGGAACAAAACCAACUGUGUCAAAAACACCAUUACCACUGACACAAAAUACUGAGUUGAAUGGUGCACGAUUAGAUUUAGGUAGAGAAAAUAAUGAUUGGAACAAGUCAUCGGUUCAAGAAUCGACAUCAUUUCCUUCAUCAGCAUCCACAUCUGUUCCGCAUCAAUUUCCUGCUCUUCCUUCAUCAAGCACAAGUUUUAAAAUGGAACAAUCUAAUUUUGGUCUUAAUACUAUGCAAAAGAACACGUUGCCUAAUGAACAAGAAAAGCGAGCGACAACCGUAGCUUCAUUAUUGCAAUCAACAAGUUUACCAGAAAAUACUAAAAUAACUACAAACAAUUCGUCGAAUCUUCUUCAAAUGGUUAAUCAAUUUCAUAGUCAAUUGAAAUUAUUAGACAAAUCUUUCAGUGAAAGUAAAACAACAGAUCAAUAUUCAACUGUAGUUGAUAAAUCACUUGAUUUAAUAACAAAAUCAUUGACUGAGACGACACAAUCAUUGCAGGCUGCUAAUCGAACAUUAAAAACAUUGGCAAAUGAUCAUCUAGAAUCAUUGGCAACAAUUGAAAAUGCCCGUCGUCAAAUAAAAUUAGUUCAAAAAGAGAGUCUAUAUCAUUUAUUACGCGAUAGACAAUUAGAUCCCUGGACACAAAAUCGUUUAGAUACAAUAAAAAUGAAAUAUGAUAAAAUCAAACAUGAUUUGGCUGUUAUUGUACAAUUAACACAUACACAAAUUCAUGAUAAAUCAGUAAUGAAUAAUGAAAAUGAAGAAAAUGAUAAUGAAGAUUUUUUGCCAGAAUUAGAGUUAUCUUAUUCAACUCAAACAUUAAAACAUCAUAUUCAAAAUCGUAUUCGUGUAUUAAGUAAAAAAGUAACGGCAGCAGAAAAAGAUAUAGAAACAAUUUGUUCGAACUUAAAAUCAUGUAAAAUAUCCUCAAAUAUUGACAAUGAUGAUGAGCGAGAUAUUGAGAAGAAGAAAUUCAAAAAUUCAAGAUUAACAACAUCUAGUAUAGAAGACAAUGAUUCUCAUUUAUUAUCAUUAUUACAAUCAACAAGAGCAAAUUUAGUACAAAUCAAAGUUCCAGCAGCUGCUGUUAUUACACUAUCAGAUAUUGAUGAAAAACAUCAAACACCACAGAAAAAAACUGAUGAAUCAAGUUCAAUAUCAAAAAAUAUUUUAUUAUCACAGCUUACACAACAAUUAGGAGUGCUUCCGUCGACAUUAGCUCUAUCACCAACAGAAUCCGAAAGUUUCACAAAUAUGUUACGUCUUGUUCGUACAUCAAUCGAUAUAGUUUCGGGUUCGGCAAGUCCUGAAGCGUUAGAAGUUAUAUCAAAUACAUUGUCAGCUAGUCCAAUACAAAGAGAUAAACAUAAAACUCAAGAAAAUCGAAUAAAUACGAACACGAUUCAUAAAACAACACCGGCGACAACGAUAAACCAGCAAAAAGCAGCGUUUCAACCACCACCAUUAAAAACAAAUAUGCCGUUACUGCGUGAGCAACAAUCUAUCUCAUUGGGAACUCAAAAUGCUUCACCAUCAAAACCACAACAAUCAUUUACAUCUUCAUCAGAAAUCAAUACCGUCAUUUCUCAACAACCACCACCUAUUUCUUCACCAAUAAAAAGUUUAAUUGGUGAUCCAGUGAAAACGCCAACUCGUGUAUCACAGGCUGAUAAUAUUUUGAAACAACAACCGCCUCCAAUAAUCGUAACAUCAACAGUUCUUCCUACAAUUCUUAAUCCUUCGCUCAUCACAACAAAUGCAUCAUCUGCUUCAAUCUCAACAGAGGCUGAUCUUCGUUCAUCGAUAAACAAGACAUUAACGCAGCCUACUGUACAACAAGAUGCUUCUAUCAGAGCAUUACUCAAUGAAUCAAUGCCAACACAGUCAUCAACAGCUUUAUCUAAAACCAUACCUCAAAGUGUACCAGCCUCUGUUGCUACAACAUCAUCAAGCUCUCUUGCAUUUGGUAGUGGUUUCACAAAUGCAAUUACAUCGACACCGCCAUUAUCGACACCAAAUGGAUUUGGUUUUGGCAUUACAGUAUCCAACAUUCCGGCAUCAUCAGCAAUCACCUCUUUGGUCACAUCUGCAGCACCAACUACGUCGUUGUCCUUUCCACUUAGUGCUGGUUUUAGUACAGUUACGCCAUCAUCUGCAGCAUCAACAACGAAUGUGGUUUCAUCCACUUCUUCGACAGUGGCACCACAACCGUCAAUAUCGGGAUUUAGCACUGGAAAUGUAACACAAACUACACCAAGUACUCAGACCACGAACGCUCAAAUAACGGGAUUUCCUUCGCCAUCAUCAGUUAUUACAACAACACCCACGUUUCCCUCCUCUACGCCAUCUUCAACUUCCAUAACAACGCCAUUUGGUGCAACACAAAAUAGCACAGGCUUCGGAAGUCAGCCCUCGUUACCAUUUAAUUCAUUUCCUCAACUAAACCCAGUUACAUCACCGCCUUUUGGAGGUUUCGGUCAAUCAGCUCAACUUGGUUCAAGCGUGUUUGCUGUGAGCAGCCCUCCAACAGGAACAACACCAACAACAAUAUUUGGAAGUGCUUCAACCGGCAAUCCUGCAAUGUCAGGAGGUUUUGGUAGCCUAGCAGCUAACACAAGCCCAGCAUCAACUGGCGGCUUUGGAAGUUCCGGUUUCAGUUCACCACCAUCAACUGGUUUCGGAAGUUUUGGUUCUCCUACUUCACAAACACAAGCAACAGGCGGUACAUUUGGAGCGUUUGGAGCAAAUUCAUCCCAACAACCAAGUGGAGGAUUUGGUAGUACUUUUACAGGUUUUGGUCAACCAGCAAGUAAUAAUGGUGGAAGCACUUUUAACUUUGCUGGUUUUGGUCAGAACACCUCAACACCGAGUCAAGGAAUAUUUGGUCAAUCUUCAUCAGUGUUCGGUUCCAGUUCACUUCCUCCUGCACAGCCACAAGGGCCAGCUUUUGGAGGUUCUCAAUCUUUUGGGGCUCCAACUCAACCUACGGGUAAUUCGUUUACAAGUUAUAGAAAAUGA